CAACGUAGCCCGCCACCCGGACAGAUUUUCUCCUCCUGUUCACGCCCGCGUGCGCACUCUCCAGCUGAGCGACUGCCGCCGCCGCCCUAUGCCUGGUGCCCAGGUCUUCGCCGGUCCCUGCGCCAGAUCUUCGCCGGCCCCUUCGCUAGGUCUUCGCCGGCGACGAGCACUCGCCAGAUUUUGCUGAGAAAUUUCACUUUGAAGAUGGUUAAGCUCUUUUUGCAAGUGCCGGCAGAAUGUGAUAGUGUUAAUACAGCUGCCGUCGAAGAGAGGAAAACUCUUUUUCGCAAUGUUGAGUCCAUAAUCAAGUCAGUUACAAGAUCAGCAGGCAGGUAUGAAGCUCGGUUGUGGCUCUGCGCCACUGUCUCAUUGGUCCAUUCGCUCAGUUACCGUGGCCAGAGGGACCUGUUUCUUGAUCUCUUAGAGAUGAAGAAUUCCAGGCGUGAUGUCGCUGCUCGCUUGCUGCGGAUGAUUUUCGAUAAGAAACCCAAAAUGGUCGGGUCUAUUCUAGCAAGAAAAGGCCAUAUGCUGGAGGAGUUCUUCCGAGGAAACCCAAAGAGGAUAAUGCAGUGGUUUGGCCACUUUGCUGUUACUGGGGAAUCCACACAUAAAAAGGGAGCUAAGGCACUUUCUCAGUUUGCAUUUGUAAACCGUGACAUGUGCUGGGAAGAACUUGAGUGGAAAGGCAAGCAUGGGCAAUCUCCGGCUGUAGUUGCCACCAAGCCUCACUAUUUUCGUGAUCUUGAUGUUCUCCAGACAGUAGAGAAUUUCUUGGAGUAUGUCCCAGAUUUCUGGUCUUCUGAUGAGCUUGCUAAUUCUAUUAAAGAUGGUGAAAUACUGCAAAUCGAUGCAGAAUAUUUUGUAGAUCAAUUUUUGUACUUGAUGUAUGAGGAGAAUUCCAAAGAUGCAUGGCAUGCGGUUGAAGAUUUUUUGAUGGACGAGCAGUUCUCCUCUCUUUGCCAGCAUCUUCUUAUCCAUCUGGAUGAGCAUAGGCUUCUUGAUUUCUUAAAGUCUUUAGGCAAGCUCAUCAAUCCUACUUUGCAGUGCAAGGAAUUGGCAUUCCCAUGUUGUUGGCUUGAGGUUCUUUUAUCAGGACACUGUGAUCACAUAUCUUUUGAUGAUCUUGUCUUAUUGAACUGUGUCAUUGCCAAGGGUAGACAACUUUGGCGGCUCAUGAAUGAUGAAGAACAACACGAAGAAUGGGGGCAAAUGGAAGAACUUUUGAAGGGCGUAAAUCAUUUGACUGAUGCUGACCAUUUUGCUCUCAUGAAGGAACUUGUGGAGACAGAAUUACCUGAUAUGCUUAAGUGGAUAGGCAUUCAGUCCUGGGUAAUUUUCUGUGAUUUGUCGAAAGAAUGCAAAUCAGGAGAUUCUUGUGAAUCUUUGUUCUCUCGUAACAAAAUAGAAUUUCAGAAGGCUGAUGAUUACUCAUUGGUUCAGAAUGAUGGGUUCUCAAUUUCACAUAUGCAUGAUACUGAUGAUGAGGAUCUCACUGGAAGCCGCCAUAAAAGGAGAAAGGGGAAUAGGAGGAGAAAGCGGCAUAGGUAUGAUUCUGAUGAGGACAAGCUUGAUGAACUGCUUGAACUUGGAUCGUCUGAUGGAAAGAACGGUGUUGAGUCACAACGUGGAAGCUGGCGCCUUUCAACUGAUGGCUUCUCUGCUUCUUGGGACAUUGCAGACAUACCAGAUCACCUUUCUACUUAUUAUUUCACAGUUUGGGUAAAGUGGGCUUGCUUUAGAUGAUUCUCCUUGCAGUAUGUCAAUCCUGGUACCUUUUCAGCGACAAAUUCUAUGAGCAUGGAGCUCAGGCAUGCAUAUUUCUGCAUCAAAUCUACAAUAUUUUGGUGAUGGGUUCUGAUGAUUCAUUCUUGGAUUGCUGAAUGCUGGACAACCCUGUUUAGUUGGGCUUGCUGAAGGUUGAUGACACCUAUUGAAGAAUUUUGGCUGCAUAGACAUUGAAUAUGGAUCCAGGCAUUUCCUUGAAACCCAUUUGGAUUUUGGAGUUAGUUGCUGAGAUCACAGAUGCUGACUAAGCUAAGCAAAAACGAGUCUGUAAUUGUGUUGUCCAGUGGUAGCGACAUUUUGCUGACUACACCUGUUGUACAUGGAUACCAGAUUGAUACUGUGAAUUUCACAACCUUAAAGGAAUUCUUAGACACUUCCAGCUUUGCACUGUAUUCUGGUUCCUCAGUAUGCGCUGGGAAGUAUUGUAGACAUUUUGCUGACUACACCUGUUGUACGUGGAUACCAGAUUGAUACUGUGAAUUUCACAACCUUAAAGGAAUUCUUAGACACUUCCA
Sorghum bicolor (sorghum) is the source of this 2300-nucleotide messenger RNA. RefSeq lists its product as uncharacterized. Bases 205 to 1743 code for a protein of 512 amino acids. The record is from RefSeq and is a predicted model, not a curated record. The transcript has 5 exons. NCBI's taxonomy places the organism in Eukaryota, Viridiplantae, Streptophyta, Magnoliopsida, Poales, Poaceae.